AUGUCGUCUAAAAGUGAGAAACUAGAAAAAUUGAGGAAGUUACAAGCUGCUAGAAAUGGUACAUCUGUCGAUGAUUACGAAGACGCCGAAGCAGACGGUGAUAGAUUGUAUGACGAGGUCGAUGAAAAGGAGUAUAUGACAAGAAAACGUCAGGAAUUGCUGCAUGACGAUUUUGUUGUAGACGACGAUGGAGUGGGUUACGUGGACCGAGGUGUCGAAGAAGAUUGGAGAGAAAAUGGCAACGAAUUCAGUGACGAAGACGAUGAGCACAGCGGCGAUCACACCAGCAAAGACGCUAAAAGGAAGAAAACCGCAAAAAAAGAGAAAGACCACCCUAUUACGGACAUGCUACGAACCCAACAUUCUAAGUCGACACUACUGGCGCACGCCAAGAAAUCUCAGAAGAAAAAUAUCUCCAUUGAUGAAUUUGAUGACAUUCUUGGAGAAUUCGAAUCCGGUAAAGUAGAAAAACCAAGAAUCUCAUUCCCCUCCAAAUUAAGGGCUAAUUUGAAUUCUUCACCAUCCAUUGCAUUCAAAUCAUCGGUGAAAAGAGUUAAUGACCUCGACAAUUCAAAUGAUGAUGCCACUAGCGCUAAAAAGGUUAAAAUUGAUCCAGACACGAGCACUGAAAAAUAUUUAGAUAUCGAUUCUUCACCUCUGAAAUCGCAAAGCAGAAAACAGCGUUACACCAACGAUGUACAAGAUUUAUUGGAUGAUGUGGAGAAUUCUCCCGUAACAAAUAAUAAGAAACAAGAAAAAUCAGAAGAUUUGCUAGUUGGUAGUCCACCGUCUACGCAAAGCUUGGCUGAUGAUGACGACAGUGACGAUGAUAUUAUACUAAAGAGAAGAACCAUGAGAAGCGUCACGGCAACCAAACGUGUUAAUUUAGAUUCAAGAAGCAAUCCUUCAACUUCGCCAUUCGUCACGGCACCAGGGACACCGAUUGGUGUUAAUGCUCCAACUCCAAGCAGACCACCACGAGUUAACAUAGAUACUACCACGCUUUCUGUUAGGGUCAAGAAGGAAGAUGUAGUAGAUCCUGAAACUGAUACUUUCCAGAUGUUUUGGUUAGAUUUCUGCGAAGUUAAUAAUACUCUAAUUCUAUUUGGUAAAGUGAAGCUCAAGGAUGACAAAUGCGUAUCGGCCAUGGUUCAAGUUAAUGGUCUAUGCAGAGAAUUAUUUUUCCUGCCAAGAGAGGGUAAAACAGCGGCUGAUGUCCAUGAGGAAAUCGUUCCUUUAUUGAUGGAUAAAUACGGAUUAGAUAAUAUUCGUGCCAAACCUCAAAAAAUGAAAUACUCCUUUGAGCUUCAUGACAUCCCGCCUGAAAGUGAGUAUCUAAAAGUUUUACUACCAUACCAGACACCAAAGUCUAGUCGAGACACUAUUCCACCAGACUUAUCAAGUGACACAUUUUAUCAUGUCUUCGGUGGGAACGCUAAUAUAUUUGAGAGUUUUGUCGUUCAGAACAAAAUUAUGGGACCAUGUUGGCUAGAGAUAAAGGGAGCAGAUUUCAACGCAGUUCAUAAUGCCUCUCAUUGUGCGAUUGAAGUUUCCGUAGAUAAACCGCAAAAUAUCAUUCCCAACACAACGAAGACGAUGCCGGAUUUGAGGUGUCUUUCUUUAUCGGUUCAAACAUUAAUGAAUCCAAAAGAAAACAAGCAAGAAAUUGUCGCGAUAACUUUGUCAUCUUACAGAAACAUCUCGUUAGAUUCACCCAUUCCAGAGAAUAUUAAACCAGAUGACGUGUGUACUUUGGUAAGGCCGCCUCAAUCAACAAGUUUUCCACUAGGAUUAGCAGCAUUGGCAAAGCAGAAACUGCCUGGUCAAGUUAGGUUAUUUAACAAUGAAAAGGCAAUGCUGUCUUGUUUCUGUGCCAUGCUAAAAAUAGAAGACCCCGAUGUUAUUAUUGGUCAUCGUUUACAGACUGUAUAUCUGGAUGUUUUAGCCCAUAGAAUGCACGACCUUAACAUUCCAACGUUCAGUUCUAUUGGUCGUCGUCUAAGAAGAACUUGGCCGGAAAAAUUUGGCAGAGGCAAUUCGAGCAUGAAUCAUUUCUUCAUCAGCGACAUCUGCUCUGGUAGAUUAAUAUGUGAUAUCGCCAAUGAAAUGGGUCAAUCAUUGACACCUAAAUGUCAGAGUUGGGAUCUUUCAGAAAUGUAUCAAGUGACAUGUGAAAAGGAACAUAAAGCAUUGGAUAUCAAUUAUCAAAAUCCUCAAUACCAAAACGAUGUUAACAGCAUGACCAUGGCUUUACAAGAAAAUAUUACCAAUUGUAUGAUUUCAGCAGAAGUAUCUUAUAGAAUUCAAUUAUUGUCAUUAACCAAACAAUUGACGAAUCUAGCUGGUAACGCUUGGGCUCAAACUUUAGGCGGUACAAGGGCCGGUAGAAAUGAGUAUAUUUUGUUGCAUGAGUUCUCAAGAAACGGCUUCAUUGUACCGGAUAAAGAAGGUAGCAGGGAUAGGGCUCAGAGACAAAAGCAAAACGAUGAAAACUCGGACGCUCCAACUAAUCCUAAGAAGGCGAAGUAUCAAGGUGGUUUGGUUUUUGAGCCUGAGAAAGGUCUGCAUAAGAAUUACGUCUUGGUUAUGGAUUUCAAUUCUUUGUAUCCAUCUAUCAUUCAAGAGUUCAACAUUUGUUUUACCACCGUGGAUAGAAAUAAAGAAGAUAUCAACGAGUUACCCAAUGUACCUCCUUCAGAGGUGAGCCAAGGUGUCCUACCAAGGUUAUUAGCCAACUUAGUUGAUCGCCGUCGUGAAGUUAAGAAGGUGAUGAAAACUGAAACUGACCCUCAUAAACGAGUUCAAUGUGAUAUUCGUCAGCAAGCUCUUAAGCUGACUGCUAACUCUAUGUACGGUUGUUUGGGUUACGUUAAUAGUAGAUUUUACGCCAAGCCGCUUGCCAUGUUGGUCACAAAUAAGGGUCGUGAGAUUUUAAUGAAUACAAGACAACUAGCAGAAAGUAUGAAUCUUCUGGUUGUUUAUGGUGAUACAGACUCUGUUAUGAUAGAUACUGGGUGUGAUAAUUAUGCAGACGCGAUUAAAAUUGGUUUGGGCUUCAAAAAGUUAGUAAACGAGCGCUAUAGAUUACUAGAAAUUGACAUUGAUAAUGUAUUCAAGAAACUAUUAUUGCAUGCUAAGAAAAAGUAUGCUGCAUUGACUGUAAGUUUGGACAAAAAUGGUAAUGAAACCACUGUUCUAGAAGUCAAGGGUUUGGACAUGAAACGUCGUGAGUUUUGCCCGCUUUCAAGAGAUAUUUCUAUACGCGUUUUAAAUACUAUUCUGUCAGACAAUGAUCCAGAAGAGGCAUUACAAGAAGUUUAUGAAUACUUGGAAGACAUCAGGAAUAAAGUGGAGGCCAACAAUAUCAGAAUUGAUAAAUAUAAAAUUAAUACGAGGCUUUCAAAGGAUCCCAAGGCUUAUCCUGGUGGUAAAAAUAUGCCUGCAGUUCAAGUAGCUCUAAGAAUGCGCAAAUCUGGUAGAGUGGUUAAAGCAGGUUCUGUCAUCACGUUUGUUAUUACUAAACAAGACGAAUCAGGAGAUGAUGAAAACACACCCGCACUCUCUGUGGCUGAACGUGCUUAUGCGUUGAAUGAAGUGAUGAUUAAGGGCAAUAAUUUAAUACCGGACCCACAAUAUUAUCUUGAGAAACAGAUUUUUGCACCUGUAGAAAGAUUGCUGGAAAGAAUUGACAGUUUUAAUGUUGUACGUUUAAGUGAAGCACUUGGUCUAGACAGCAAGAAGUACAUGAAAAGAGAAGGUGUCAAUAAUAAUGGGGAUGAUAUUAAUAACCUGCAACCUUUGGAAACAACGAUCACAGAUGUUGAAAGGUUUAAAGAUACCGUAAUACUAGAAUUAACCUGUCCAUCAUGCGAUAUUCAGUUUCCAUUUGGUGGCAUUGUAUCCUCGAAUCAUUAUCGAAUGUCGUAUAAUGGUAUCCAAUGUAAGCACUGUGAACAGUCCUUUACCCUUCUUCAAUUAACUAGUCAGAUAGAGCAUUCUAUUAGGGCACACAUUUCAUUAUAUUAUGCCGGAUGGUUACAGUGUGAUGACACUACAUGCGGUAUUGUUACAAGACAACUUUCUGUUUUUGGUAAACGUUGCUUAAAUGAAGGCUGCACAGGUGUCAUGAGAUACAAGUAUACAGAUAAGCAGCUGUACAAUCAACUUUUAUACUUCGAUUCCUUAUUCAAUUGUGAAAAGAAUAAAAAGCAAGAAUUGAAGCCUAUAUAUCUUCCGGAAGACCUUGAUUAUCCCACGGAUCUUCUGUCAGAAUCUUCUGUUAGAGCUUUAACAGAACAAAACAGAGAGUUAAUGGAAGCCGGCAGUGGCGUAGUUCAAAAAUAUUUAAACGAUUGUGGACGUCGUUAUGUUGACAUGAGUAGCAUGUUUGAUUUUAUGCUAAACUAG
This is a messenger RNA of Saccharomyces eubayanus, 4407 nucleotides long. It is a transcript of the gene POL1, whose product is annotated as DNA-directed DNA polymerase alpha catalytic subunit POL1. The record is from RefSeq and is a predicted model, not a curated record. Bases 1 to 4407 code for a protein of 1468 amino acids. Gene Ontology annotation, cellular component: alpha DNA polymerase:primase complex. Gene Ontology annotation, molecular function: DNA-directed DNA polymerase activity; single-stranded DNA binding; chromatin binding. NCBI's taxonomy places the organism in Eukaryota, Fungi, Ascomycota, Saccharomycetes, Saccharomycetales, Saccharomycetaceae. The transcript has a single exon. Gene Ontology annotation, biological process: DNA replication; mitotic DNA replication initiation; leading strand elongation.